CAGUCUCACAUCUUAUAUUAGCCAAAAACUCAAUCACAACUUCUUGGCUGGAGAGUUGCUUGCUGCGUGACGUCUUGCUGAGCCAGCUUAGAGGGUGAGGUCAGUUCUCAGUUUCUUUAAGCUCCGGAACCCAGUCUCACCUUCAAAGUCCCAGAGUCUAUUUACCAUGCGAGGAGGGAAGAAGGUUCCAGAGGAAAGUGUUUCGGGUGGGCCACAGAAAGGAGAUGACCCUCCGCUGGUUGUCCACCCAACUUUGGAGACACCGUGUGAUGGGUCUCCUGAUGGCUUUGUGUGUCACCUUGUUACUCAUGCUCCUGGCUACUCAGUCAUUGCAGCAUCCAAGCCACUAUGCUGGGCACAAGGGCCAUAAGGUGGAGGAGAGGGGAGCACUUUCCGACAAUGCUCUUCCAAACACCCCUGUCCCAUCCCACACUGCCCCUAACAGGAGGAAGGUGGUUCAGACACCCAAUCUGCAGCAUCAAAGUGACCCCAAUGGGUACACCUUUAUGAGGACAAAGAGGAGCCCUCCACCUGUAGCUUUCCUCAAAACACACAAGACUGGAAGCAGCACUGUUCAGAAUCUGAUGUUCCGCCUUGGGGAGAAGGAGAACCUCACUUUCGCCUUCCCCUAUUACGCAUACCAGUUCAGCUACCCAGAUAGGUUCCGAGCAGACUUUGUAGAUGAGCUGCCACCUGGUUCCUCUCAGUUCGACAUGCUCUGCAGCCACAUGCGGCUGGACCUGGGACAGCUGAAACAGGUGAUGCCCAGGAACACCAUCUAUAUCACCCUGCUGCGUGAUCCUCUACAGACCUUUGAGUCAGUUUUCAGCUACUACACUUCCACUGUACCCGCCUUCACUCUAGCCAAAAAGGCAGCUGACACAGCUAACAGGAAGUCCGCCCUCUCGGUCUUCUUGGAGGCCCCAGAGUCCUACUGGGACCCUACAGAACCUGGGAAUGGCCUAGCCAGGAACCCUAUGAGCUUUGACCUGGGCCUCAGCAGCCAAGAGUGGAACGCAUCCUGGCCCAUGGAGCUGACUCAGCUGGAGGAGGCCUUCCAGCUGGUGAUGAUUGCUGAGCACUUUGAUGAGUCUCUGGUUCUCCUGGGGGCUCUGCUGCAGCUGGAGCCUGAGGAGCUGGCCUAUGUGCACCUGAACGUCCGCGCCCCAUCGGACAUCACCCCGCUGGAGGACGACACCAAGGCCAGGCUCAGUGCCUGGAACAGUCUGGACGUGCUGCUCUACAACUUAUUUCUGCAGGUGUUCUGGGAGAAAGCUGAGCAGUAUGGCCUGGGGAGACUGAAAAGGGAGGUGGCCCUACUGAGGGCCUCCACACAGAGGCUCAGACAGAAGUGUGUGGCCAGAGAAGGAGUCCCCCCUGGUGAACUGGAGGACCUGGUCAGGCCCUGGCAGACCGACACAGUCACCAUCCUGGGAUACAAGGUACGAGGGAACCUGACUCUGCAGGAAGAGGGGCUCUGUGUGCGACUAGUGCUGCCUGAGCUACAGUACCACUCUCACCUGUAUUUCCAGCAGUAUGGCCAUGACAUGAGGUCCAUACCUACAGACUAAUGUGCAGCACUUUCCCUUUUAGAUACUACACCACUCAGAAUUUCUGCUUUUAAUGUACUUUUCCAAUAAA
Molecule: messenger RNA, 1641 nt
Organism: Oncorhynchus masou masou (cherry salmon)
Lineage: Eukaryota; Metazoa; Chordata; Actinopteri; Salmoniformes; Salmonidae
Product: galactose-3-O-sulfotransferase 2-like
Exons: 3
Coding region: 225-1571 (448 amino acids)
Biological process (GO): glycolipid biosynthetic process
Cellular component (GO): membrane
Molecular function (GO): galactosylceramide sulfotransferase activity
Source: RefSeq, a predicted model, not a curated record